GUGAGUGAGCUACUAAAAGAGGUACAACUGAAGGCCAAAAGACAGAGACAGAUAGACGAGGCAGUGACAGCCCUCACACAGAGGAUCAAGUCCCUCAAGAAAAGUGUUGAACAUGAGCUACAGUCACAAAAAUGGCUGAAAAAUGUCCGAGUUCCAAUACAUCAGAACCCCCGAGGGGUGAAGGGGAGGUUCCAGUUUAUCCCCCCCACAGAGGUGAUGACCACGGGAAGCUACGUGAAGGGGACGUGUAUCAAGCCUAACGUUACGGUGGACCUAGUACUGGUCAUCCCAAAGGAAUCCUUUCAAGAAAAAGAUUUUAUGAACCACCGCUAUCUCAGAAAGAGAGCAAUCUAUUUAGCCGUAGUUGCCAAACGGUUACAGGAAAUUCACGGAUUGCAGGAUUUAAAGUACACUUACCACAAUGGAAAUUCACUUAAACCCAGCCUCAUUGUCAAUUAUCAAGGUGAUGAAGGUAAACCUGUCUGUGUCAACAUCUCAGCCGUACCAGAGGAGGGGGUAUUUAAACUGAAUCGCUUCCACAUCACAAAGAAUAAUGUACGUCAUCAGUGGUUCCUGGAGGGUGAAUCCCGAGACGCAGACUCAGGCGAGACAAUUGCCACUCCAAUCUACAACAACACAGUACUACAGGACUUAACAAUGACAGAAAACACAAGCUUCCUGGAGAAAACACUGGGGAAUUCACAGAGUAUUAAAGAUGGAAUAGCUCUCCUUAAAGUCUGGCUGCGGCAGCGGGAACUCUCUAUUGGAUCAGGGGGGUUUACAGGCUUUUUAAUGUCAAUGUUUGUGGCGUAUUUAAUCACUCGACAUAAAGUGAAUCAGUUGAUGAGCAGCUACCAAGUGAUGCGGAAUGUCCUCUUACACCUCACUCAAACAGACUGGACAAAAGAACCAUUGACCCUCUGUUCGACCUUUGACCCUAUUGAUCAGCCUGACCCUUGUUUAUUUUAUGAACACUUUAGUGUGGUGUUUGUGGAUGUUACAGGUUAUGUUAAUCUGAGUUCUGAUGUCAGUAGAGGGCUGUAUGAUAGGGUGAAACAAGAAGCAGACCUCGCCAUUAAGUUCCUGGAGAAUCAUUCCUUGGACAGCUUUACUGCUCUCUUCAUGACACCCGUGGAUUUCCUCAGGAAGUUUGACGUCACUUUUCACAUCCAAAAUAUUUCAAAGAAAGAAGUUGAGAAAUUACAGAAGGAGGACCGAUACGUAGAUUACGGAGGGAACUUUGUCCUGGCCCUGAAGCCAGACAUCCAUUCAUUGUUAUGUCAGGGGCUGGGAAACCGAGUGUCCGUUGUACAGUACAGGCAGUACCAGGUCCCACAGUGGGACAUCACAUGUGAUCCACCAAGCUAUGAGUCGGCCUAUCCAGUUAUGGUUGGUCUGCAGUUAAACCCGGAGUGUGCCUUCAGUGUUCUGGAUAAGGGACCCCCAGCGGAUUCUCCAGAGGCCAAGGACUUCAGGAGUUUUUGGGGAGAGAGGUCAGAGUUACGUCGAUUUAAAGAUGGCAGCGUCUGUGAGGCCGUGCCGUGGACAAAGAAGGCGGUGUUAUCAGAAAAAAGAAGUGUGUGUUGUAGAAUUGUACAGCACAUCUUAGAGAGGCAUACAGGACUGAAGUCCGGUUCAGUGAAAUGUUUUGUGAAUCAGUUGGAUCCUAUGUUACAAUACAAUAUAAACAAGAGCUCAGGUGAUGUGUAUGGAACAGGGGAGGAACAGCAUAAUGACGUUAUACAGAAGUAUGAUGAGCUGUGUAAACUGCUGAGGAACCUCAAAGAUCUGCCGUUAUCUAUAAACUCAAUACAAGGGUCAGCACCGGUGUUUAGGUAUUCUGAGGUAUUUCCACCUUUGCCGGCUAUGUGUGACAAGGCAAAUAAAAUGGAGAAGAACAAACGCGACCUGCCAGAGAAUUACGGCAAGCGAUGUCCUGACUUUGUUAUGUCACUCAAAGUGAUUUGUCUGUUGGAGGGCAGUGGUAAGUGGCCAGAAGAGAAGAAGCCAUUUAACCGACUAAUGGCCGCCUUUCAUAUUCAGCUGGCCGAGUCUCUAAAGGCUCACUACGGGUUGGCUGUAUCUGUGUAUCCACGACACAUUGAUGUUGUCAAGGAUAAUUAUGUAUUCCGCAUUGUUCUGGGCUACACACGUGAGAUAGCUCUGAGUAAGAUGAUUAAGACGCCGGAAGGCAUGGUGAAAUACAAAGAUAACGAGGAAGCUCUGGCUCUAGAGAGGGAAAUACAGAGUCUACCCAGGCUCACAAGUACUCUACACGGUGUUCAGCAGCUCCAUGCAUCGUUUAGUUCCACUGUGAGGCUGGCCAAGCGAUGGGUGUGUUCCCAGCUCCUGACUGAUUUUGUGUCAGAGGAAGCGAUAGAAAUCAUCACCGCCCAUCUGUACCUUCACCCCGCCCCCUACACACCUCCCAGCACCCCCAUGGCUGGUUUCCAGAGAUUCCUUUACCUGGUGGGAUACCACGACUGGAAAUCUAGUCCUUUACUUGUCAACCUGAAUGAUGAAUUUACAGAUGAAGAUCAAAAGGAGAUUCUGUCUCGAUUCCACAAGGAGCGAUCGUCCCGCCCCCUGAUGUUCCUCUCUACCCCGUACGAUAAACAUAAUUCCUAUUGGACGAGGAAGUCGCCCAGCGCCCCCAUACUGCAGAGACUGGUUCUCCUAUCUCGCCAGUCACGGAGCGUGCUCAAUAAACUCAUACAGGAAGCUGGAGAGGAUUCUGACUUCAAGCAACUAUUUCGGCCCUCCUUGGAUAUGUAUGACAUGAUCAUUCACUUGACAUGGAAGCAGUCACCACGGCAACAUGAAGCCUUAGAACCAGAAAAUGGCCAUCUUCCUUUAAACUUCUGGAAGUUUGUCCAGAAAACAACGGAGGCUGACGACAAGCUAGAACAUUUCCCUGUAUACGACUACGAUCCUCCAACAUUGUACUGGCAGGAACUAAAGGAGAUGUACGGAGACUAUGCCCUGUUUUUCUACGACAAAUAUGGAGGGAAGUACAUUGCCGUGUUAUGGAAGCCAGCCGCCUUCACUCCUAAAGAUUUCAAGGUGUCACACCUAGCUGGGAGGAAAGUCCAGACAACACAUGGUGGAGCUAGAGAAAUAACGGUGGUUCCUAAUGUGGAGGCCAUGAUUGAUGACUUUAGAAUUCUGGGAAGAGGCCUCGUGUCAAACAUUCACCUUAAUAACGGAGACUCUUAGUUACGAUCAUUUGGAUAACAUUUAAUAACGUGAACUCCAUUUGAAUUCACUACAUUUGCAUAGAGCCAUUCAUCAAUGUAUUCAAGUUGCGGGUCAUUAAAUUCUUAAACUUC
This is a messenger RNA of Saccostrea cuccullata (small rock oyster), 3329 nucleotides long. Its product is annotated as nucleolar protein 6-like. The transcript is spliced from 21 exons. Lineage: Eukaryota; Metazoa; Mollusca; Bivalvia; Ostreida; Ostreidae. The record is from RefSeq and is a predicted model, not a curated record. Gene Ontology annotation, biological process: rRNA processing; tRNA export from nucleus. Gene Ontology annotation, cellular component: UTP-C complex; CURI complex; small-subunit processome. The annotation marks the transcript as partial.